CUAAGAAUCCUAUUAGCAAACAACGAUAUCGAUAUUAUUUCUAUAAACGAAACAAAACUGAACGAGAGCAUUCAAGAUCACGAAGUUCAUAUUCCGGGAUACGAAAUAAUUCGCCGCGAUAGACUUACGAAAGGCGGCGGGGGGGUAUGCUUCUACGUUAAAAAUUCAAUCAACUUUACAGUACGAUCUGAUCUACAUAUGGAUGCAUUAGAGAAUCUUUGCUUGGAAAUCCAUAAGCCAAAAACAAGACCUUUUGUGAUUGUUACGUGGUAUAGACCACCUGACUCUCCUAUUGGCAUUUUUUCACCUUUUGAAUCCCUAAUUGGGAAAUUGGAUAGUGAAAAUGUAGAAUUUUUUGUACUGGGAGACAUGAACUGUGACAUGGUCACUGCACGAUAUGACAAUGAUACAUCCAAAUUAAAGAAUAUUGCUGAUGUUUACGGACUCGAGCAACUCAUCGCUGAACCGACGAGGACAACACCCACCUCGUCAACUUUAAUUGAUUUAAUUUACACCAACUGCUCGGAUAAGAUCGCCUGUUCGAGAGUUUGUCAUGUUGGGAUAAGGGAUCAUAGCAUGGUGUAUGUUUAUAGAAAACUUGCUCUGAACGGGAUGUCGAAUGGACAUAAUUCAAUAACAUACAGAAAUUUCCGAAAAUUCGAUUGCCAAAAUUUUCGAGAUGAUAUUCAGUCUCAAUGUUGGAAUAAUGUAUAUGAGUCUUCCGACCCAAACGAGAUGUGGCAGCAAUGGAAAUGUACAUUUCUAGCUAUCGCUGACAAACAUGCCCCACUGAAAACGAUGCGCGUUCGUUCACGAAGUUCUCCGUGGAUUACCGCUGAGUUGAAAGACUUGAUGCAUAAUAGAGAUAUAUUAAAAAUCAAAGCAAUCAAAACAAAUGAUCCCAACGAUUGGGCAGUGUUUAAGAAACAAAGAAAUUUAGUCAAUAAGCAAGUACGCUUAGCAAAGCAAGUUUAUUACCAAAAUAUUUUUAACAAGCACACUAGCGACUCCCGAAAGACCUGGCAGACUAUAAACGAGCUAACUUCACGUUAA
Molecule: messenger RNA, 1053 nt
Organism: Pocillopora verrucosa
Lineage: Eukaryota; Metazoa; Cnidaria; Anthozoa; Scleractinia; Pocilloporidae
Source: RefSeq, a predicted model, not a curated record